CUGUCACUGUGCUGUCUAUCGCAAAGUGGAGUGGGGAGCUCUGAUGUGAGAAUGCUGGGGGAUCCCACACCACUCUCUGCAGACAGGACGCUGCUUGUGGGCAGCCCCAAAUCUGGAUUUAGUUGCAAGAUGGUCCUGCAGGCAGUGGGCAGAGUGUUAAGAAAAUCAAAGACUAAGCCAAAUGGUAAGAAAGCGGUUUCUGAGGAGAAGAAGCUGUAUCUGGAACCAGAAUACGCCCGAGUCCGUGUCACAGACUUUGAAUUCAAGCAGCUAGUGACAUUACCUCUGGAAAUUGACCUCAACGAGUGGCUGGCCAACAACAUUACCACUUUCUUCAACCACAUUAACCUUCAGUACAGCACCAUCUCAGAGUUCUGCACAGGGGACACGUGCCAGACCAUGGCUGCCUGCAACACACAGUACUACUGGUAUGACGAACGGGGGAAGAAAAUAAAGUGCACGGCCCCUCAGUACAUUGACUGUGUCAUGAGUUCUGUACAAAAAUUGGUGACAGACGAGGACGUCUUCCCCACUAAAUACGGCAGGGAAUUUCCCAGCUCCUUCGAGUCCUUGGUAAAGAAGAUCUGCAGAUACCUAUUUCAUGUUAUUGCUCAUAUUUACUCGGCUCAUUUCAAGGAGAUUGUCGCCAUGGAGCUACACGGACACUUAAACACUCUCUUUAUUCACUUCCUGCUCUUUGUACGGGAGUUUAACCUACUGGACCCCAAGGAGACUGCAAUCCUGGAUGACCUGUCUGAGAUGCUCUUCUCCGAGGACAGCAGGGAAGCAGCAGGGGCUACAGGAGGGGCACAGAAUCACGUUAAGGAGAGAUGAGUCCCCCUCCCCAAAAAAUCCCACUUCCUCUCCUUCCACUGCCCCUCACAGCGUGCCCUGACUCCCCUAUAAAGAGCUGGCUAACUUUCCGGCUCAAAGCACAGGGGAAAUGAGGUUAUAGGAACUACGCUGCCAGUUUUGGAGGUGGGGAGGACCAUGCCUGUACUACCCCAGCCUGAAGGGAUGCAGACCUCGCUCUUAUCUUUAGCAGGACGUUGCACCGAGUAUCACCUUAUUUUAUUUGUGUCUUGAGAAUUUUUUUUUCUUAACAUUUCUUUUCUUUCCCCCCCCAACUCCUCUUCUCUUUGUUUUUGUCUUUUUUCCCCUUUCUUUUUAUGGGUGGCACUGCCGUUUCUGGCUUAAUUCUAUUAUCCUAUUAAGAGAAAAUAUUUGCAUUUUCUAUUUUAUUUUGCCGUGGCUUUUGAGGAAUGUUAAAAGCACCUGAGUGGGGUGAGAUAUGGGUGGGACGGGCUGCCAGAGCACAGAGGAGACUACAUGCAGUCUCCCAUCUUCACCACCUGCUGUGGACAUCAGCCAUUCCCAUCUCCCUUGUCAGGAGGAAUGCUGGGUGCUCGCCCCUUAUUGGGGUGGAAUGAUACUGUUGGCUUCUUUUAGUUUAUCUGUUAAAUAAUGAUAAUAAUAUUAAUAAUAAAACAGAUUCUAUCA
Pseudophryne corroboree (corroboree frog) is the source of this 1500-nucleotide messenger RNA. It is a transcript of the gene MOB2, whose product is annotated as MOB kinase activator 2. Gene Ontology annotation, molecular function: protein kinase activator activity. Gene Ontology annotation, biological process: positive regulation of protein phosphorylation; signal transduction. Bases 52 to 834 code for a protein of 260 amino acids. The transcript has 5 exons. NCBI's taxonomy places the organism in Eukaryota, Metazoa, Chordata, Amphibia, Anura, Myobatrachidae. The record is from RefSeq and is a predicted model, not a curated record. Gene Ontology annotation, cellular component: nucleus; cytoplasm.